CUUAGGAAUGGUUUUCGAGCGUGUGCCCGCUGAGCCCGCUGAUGUUUCGAUUCUUGGCACACCGCUGACGUUUCGCAAUCACCGCAAAGCAAAAAAUCGUUUUCUCAAAGCUGCUUUGUCAGAAAGGCUCGCGACGUGGGAUUAUGAAGAUCUUUCCAAAAGAGGAAUUCCAACACAAGAGCUGAUUAACAUCUAUGAUAAAUGGGGAAAUAGUGGAUAUGGCGUCAUUCUCACGGGAAAUGUUGCUGUUGAGCCAAGAAAUUUGGAAAAUGCUGGAAAUAUGAUUAUAAGCAGAGAAAAUGACUCGCCCGAUCUAAGAAAGGUUUACUCGGAACUGGCAACGGCUUCCAAGCAAGAUGGAGCACUUGUAGUCAUGCAAAUUACACAAGCCGGUAGACAAACUCCGCUAGCAGUAAAUGAAUAUCCGUACUCUAGCUCAGACGUGCAAUUAGUGGGUCCCGGAAUACAGUGUGGCAAACCGAUACCCUUAGCUUUGGAUCAGAUCAAAACCGAAGUCAUUGAUCGAUUUGUUUAUGCUUCCAAAGUGGCAUACGAGACAGGAUAUGACGGGGUGCAGCUUCAUGGUGCCCAUGGUUAUUUGCUUUCGCAAUUCCUUUCCCCUACCACGAACAAGAGAACUGACAGAUAUGGCGGAUCAAUAGAGAACAGAGUUCGAAUAAUUGUAGAGAUUUUCGAAGCGAUCAGAUACGCGAGAUCUUUCCCUACGAUUCCACCGGCGACGGGAUUCAUUGUAGGAAUCAAAAUUAACUCGGUUGAAUUCCAAGCUGAAGGACUGACUACAGACGACGCUAAAGCCGCUUGUGCAAUCUUGGAGGAGUGUGGUUUCGAUUUCGUAGAGCUUUCUGGUGGAACUAUGGAAAAGAUAGGAUUCCAACAUAUGCGCGAAUCCACAAAGAAGCGCGAAGCAUUCUUCCUCGACUUUGCAGAGCAGAUUCGUCCAGUCUUCAAAGAAACUAUCGUGUACGUCACUGGUGGAUUCCGCACAGCGAAAUGCAUGGCAAACUCCAUCGAAAGCGGUAUUACGGAUGGGGUAGGCUUAGGAAGGCCUGCCACAGCUGAGCCAGAUUUGCCGCGAAAAAUCUUGGAAGAGAGUUGCCUUUCCGCCCCCGAUACAAAAAUUGAUCAAAGCGACUUCAAAAUCACACUCAUGGCUAGUUUUGCACAAAUGGGACAAAUGGGAAAAUUACCCAUGCGCUUUUUGAACAAUGUAUGCGAGGGCAUCGCAGAUCUCAGCAACCCCGAAGAAUCACAAAAUUUCCAGAAAGAGCUUGGAGCUUAUUUUAAAUGGAUGAUGGAACGUACGGCUGCCAGGAAGCCCAUUUAUGGAGUAUUUCAGUAUAAGAAUUUGUUUUAAUGCAGUAUGAUUCGAUGUGUUCAGCCAACACCGUUUAGAUGUAGCAUUUAUGAUUGAAGUACUAUACUCAUAGUAAAGCAAAUGUUUAGCUCUUACCACGGAGUUAUUUUUAGCUUCACCUUAUCUGACUUUCAUAUCAAAUAUUUGGGCUUCAUAUGCCUCUUUUUGUAGAGCAUUCAAAGUAGAGAGAAUACGACGCGUAGUGGUAUGUCAUGAUGUUGACCAUCCUAUGUAUCUUCUACCUAAGUGACUUCCAUUCCGAAUGUAGAAUAAAUUUUCGUGAUUACUCUUCCUGAGCAC
Molecule: messenger RNA, 1675 nt
Organism: Cylicocyclus nassatus
Lineage: Eukaryota; Metazoa; Nematoda; Chromadorea; Rhabditida; Strongylidae
Source: the annotation of a GenBank genome assembly